Molecule: messenger RNA, 2196 nt
Organism: Pollicipes pollicipes
Lineage: Eukaryota; Metazoa; Arthropoda; Thecostraca; Pollicipedomorpha; Pollicipedidae
Exons: 5
Coding region: 1-1833 (610 amino acids)
Biological process (GO): G protein-coupled receptor signaling pathway
Cellular component (GO): plasma membrane
Molecular function (GO): G protein-coupled receptor activity
Source: RefSeq, a predicted model, not a curated record
AUGGACUGCAACGCGACCUCGCUGCCGGUGGCGUACUCGUUCGUCGAGGAGCGCCGCUGGACGCCGUCGGCAGCCGCGUCGCUGCUCUGUCUUCUGAUGUCCAGCGCUAGCUGCGCCGGAGGACUGGUCGGCAACUUUCUGCUGACCUUUGCUAUCCUGAGGACACCACCGCUGCGGCGCACCAACACCAACCAGCUGGUGCUGCAGCUGUGCUUGACUGGUGUCGGUGUCGCCGCCACCAACGUGCCUUUGCUGCUGGCCAUACUGGUGGUCACCUCUACGGGACAGGCGCUACCAGCGAUCGUCUGUGACCUUCAGACAGUGACCUUCACGGCUGGCGUGACCUGUCAGCUGGGACUGCUCUCUGCCAUCAGCUACGAGAGGUUCCACUGUGUGGCCUACCCGUUCAAGACGACCAAUAAUCAAGGGCAACGCCUCAGGAUAGAGCUGGGCCUGGUCUGGUCGGCGGCGGUGACCUGCGGGCUGGCGGACGUGCGCCUCUCCCCGGAGACGGCCGUCACGGCCCUCUGCGCCGGCCGCCAGCUGGGCGCACACUUCGCCAACACCUUCUGCCUCCUGCACUUCCCCAUCGGCGCCAUCAACAUCGUGAUCAUUGGCACGUUUUACCUACGCAUUUACUUAGAGAUCAAGGAGCACGUCAAGAAGAUGAACGACAAAACGCUUGCGCAGAGAACACAGCAGGCCGUGGAGCAGCCUUUUACGCCGCCAUCAACCGCUGGUGGAAGGAGGCUGAGCUUUCUAUUCCCGUCAUCAGCACCAGUCUCGCGCUCCAGCUCGAUAUUGUUCGCCAACGGACUGGAAACCAAUCGGACUCCGGCGAGUAGACCACGCUGGCUCUCCCUGAAACGACUGCAGAUUUUCCCAUCUCGCCAGCGUCGCAAGAGCGUCGCCCAGACUCGACUCAGUGUGGUGUCCGAACUGCACACGCUACCAUCUGCCGGCACUCCGCUGAACCAGCCGGAGGCGCCGAUGCCCGGCCGGCUGACGUCGCCGGACCUCUCUGUUCUCGGCGAGGCCGCCGAUGCCGAGCUGAAGCAGCCCAUCACAGGAUCCCCGCCUUUAAUAGCGCCACGGCUGGCCUCAGCAGACUCAGACAGUGGCGUGGACGAACCCAGCGGUGGCGACCGCGGCAGGCCGCUCGGUUCGUCCGUAGUCAGCAACGUCACUUGCAACAGCGCUACCUAUACAAGCGCUGACAGCGCCCCUGGCGGCAGACCGCUCAGUUUCGACGGCAUCCCGCUGAUCGACGACUCGGAUGGCGAGGCGGCCGAGGCCGAGGACUCGGUGGGUCAGGCCGCACCUGUGCGCCGCGUCUCGUCGCACCUGCGCCGCUCCUGUCGGCGACCUCCGCUGCUCGAGCUGACAUCUGUCGACGAUUCCGUCGCCCCCGUUCCGGCUGUUGACAUCGACGGCAAUGUGUCGCUGGCGCGUUCCACGCGACAGCACCGGCUGGUCGGCGCCGUCUGCGUCAUGAAUAGCAAGGCACGCUUGCGCGGCAGGAAGAAGAUGGAGGGCAAGAUGGCGGCGCGCGCGGUGCUCAUCAUCGUGGUGUUCCUGCUGUUCUGGCUGCCGCUGGUGGUUGGCGCGGUGGUGUCGGAGGCGUUGCUGACGUGUGACUUCCAGCGCUGGGCCAGCCCGCUGGCGGAGCUGCAGCUGCUCGCGCUCUGCUUCUGCAACCUGAGCGUAGUGGCCAACCCGGCGCUGUACGGGCUGAUGGUGCAGCAGUACCGGACGGCGCUGCGCCAGCUGGGCGCCGCCGCCUGCGGCCUGCGCGCCAUCUGCACCGCCUACCACUCCGAGUUCAGCCACUGAACGUGCCACCACCACGGGCGAACCAGCAGCUGGAUACCGCGACGCGAUCUGGAAAAAUCGGGUUUUAUAUUCAUGUACUGUUGGCUGAGGUCAGUAAAUUGCCGCUGACCACGCAGACCUAUUAGUGUUUGGAGGCUGCGUUCCUGUGCUUUACAGUGUGCUCAGCGUGAACUUGGGCAAUCUGCUGCGCUCAUUAGGUGCUUGUUCACUGUAUCUCGGUGUGACUUAAGACUAGCCUGCAAAGAUCAUUUCGUGCAUGUUUGUUUCAUGGUGUUGUGUUUUUAGCACUGUUUGCUGUGACAAGGUGGUUGAACCGUGCAGUUGGCAAGCUUUAUACUUUGUUGUCGGCGGAGGGAAGCUAUG